AGUUCAUCAGGUUGAGAGCAAACAGAGUGGCUCUGUUCACACACACACACACACACACACACACACACACACUGAGGGGGAGGAAGAGGGUGUGGCUGAGGUUUCCCGUCCUCCUGUCACCCUCUGAAGGAGCUCCUCCCUGCGUUCCUGUCCAGCCUGUCGGGGAACUCCAGCUCACUUCGACCUGAGAGACUCACUGAGAGCAGCUCGUCUUCAUCACAUCAUCAUCUUCACCUCCAUCAUCCUCAUCCUCCCGUCAUGGCCGCCUCCUCCAAGUCGUCCCAGAAGGGGAAGAACGUGGCGAUCGUCCUGCUGGCGCUCUGGUCCAUCGUGUCACUGGUGGUCAUCGUGGUGUGGGCGACGUCUCCGGACCUGAAGAGCUCGGCGCAGUGCCGGGCCGAGCUGCAGAAGACCACGGAGAUGAUGGAGGGCGCCAAGGUGGUCUGGGACCGGAACAAGGUGGCUCUGGAGGAGCAGGUGGAGGCGGAGAGGGAGAAACAGGAGCGCCACAGAGCCCAGAUCCUGGUCCUGCUGGAGCGCCUUAAUGCCACCAACGCCACGCUGGAGGAGUGCCGGCAGGAGAACGCCGUCCUGAACGGGAACAUCAGUGUUCUGCAGGAGAACGUGGAGCAACUGCGUCAGAUGGAGCUCAACCUCACGGCUCGCCUCGAGCUGCAGGAAGAUCACAUCGAGGCCCUGCAGCAGAACAUGACCCAGACCCUCCAUCAGACCACGUCCUGCCUCAGUCUGAAGGUGGCGGCGGAGAGCCAGAUGUUGGCGGCUCAGAGUCAAACCAGAGCCUGCGAGUCCGCUCAGCAGUACCUGCAGAAACAGCUUCAGAAGUGUAAAGUCGGGGAGCCUGAAGCUCCUCAACAGACGCAGCCUCAGGACUCCGCCUCCCAACCGUCCUCCGCCUCCCAACCGUCCUCCGCCGGCGCCGUCUCGCCCCUCUGUGGAAUUCCCGCGCUGACGCUGCUCAUCUGCAGCGCUCUGCGUCUGAUUACCUGAGAGCCCAGGGAGGCGUCGACCUGCCGAACGACGGCGAGCACUGCGGUCCGGGCCGGAGGGGGCGGAGCCUGGACUGAACGACUGCUGUACAAACUUCCUGAUCGCCAUGGAGACGCCACGCUGUCGUAUGACUGGACACAGACUUUGCUUGAAGAGCUGAGGCGUUCACUGACCGACUGAAAGAACUGUUUAUUUUACCGCUUUCAGCUGUCCGUCAAUCAGUUUGUAUAUUGAUUUAUUGAUUAUUGACUCACUGCAGAGAAACAAUCAGUCAGUGCACCACGAUGCAUUUAGGGACCUCCUCGCCCACAUGUCCUUUUACAAAAACAGUUUAUUGUCACUGUUGACAUUGAUUGAUCACUUUGUAAAGUCAGAAAGCUCGAAGUCUCCAGAUGAAAAAAUGUGUGUUUUAUAAAUUGAUUAAUUGAUUAAUUGUUGCAGUCUCGAGUGUUGCAUUCACUGACUCAGAAUUCAAUCAGUUAAAUGCACUGCUGGUCGUCAUGGUUACUGCAGAUCAACUCGUUCCAACAGAAUCAGAGAGGAAGAAAAGUUCACCGUCCGUCGACCAAUCACAAGCAGUCCUGCCCGAGCCGAGCUCUGAUUGGCUGCAGAGUCCAAAAUGGAGGAUGCUGCUUUUCAACAGAAUCCUGGUUCACACACACAGUAGUCCCACAGACUGCACUGAGCACAUGAUCGCUAAGAGGACUUUAUAUUAUUGGUUACAGUUCUGUGAGGUGGAAUGAUUGAUUAUCUCUCUGCAGGAAGUGAUUGAUUAGAACCAAUCAAAUCAAUGUAGAACUGAUUGGUUCAGAAAAUAAUCAGCAGGGAUCAAACGUGAAGCUCAACGCGACUUUUUCAACUCAGAGACCCCGUUUACACCCGACAGAGCACAGGAUGUCCCAGCAUGCACUGGGCUCAGCAGCGCCACCUGGAGCCUGAGCAUAAACCGACACAGCUGAUAUUGACUGACUUUAUGAUCAGUGUGUAUCAGCAGAUAUUGAUCAGUCGGGUGUUAACGGGGUCGUAGUGUAUAAACGACUGAACUCACAGCUUGAAGCUCCAAACGACUCGACUGAUAGAAGCUUUUAUAUGUGUGUGUGCGUUUGUGUGCGUGUGUGUGUGCGGUGU
Messenger RNA from Morone saxatilis (striped sea-bass), 2136 nucleotides. RefSeq lists its product as uncharacterized. The transcript is spliced from 5 exons. The record is from RefSeq and is a predicted model, not a curated record. NCBI's taxonomy places the organism in Eukaryota, Metazoa, Chordata, Actinopteri, Moronidae. Bases 259 to 1008 code for a protein of 249 amino acids.